Hylaeus anthracinus is the source of this 2798-nucleotide messenger RNA. RefSeq names its product ero1-like protein (gene Ero1L). Gene Ontology annotation, cellular component: endoplasmic reticulum; endoplasmic reticulum membrane. Gene Ontology annotation, molecular function: FAD binding; protein-disulfide reductase activity; thiol oxidase activity. Lineage: Eukaryota; Metazoa; Arthropoda; Insecta; Hymenoptera; Colletidae. The record is from RefSeq and is a predicted model, not a curated record. Gene Ontology annotation, biological process: protein folding in endoplasmic reticulum. The transcript is spliced from 10 exons. Bases 319 to 1737 code for a protein of 472 amino acids.
ACUCUUCGCGGGCCUAGAAAUAUGUUCAUGAUGGGUUGACGUGGUGACCAGAUGUUCUGGAGAGUGCUGGAGAGCAUAAACCGCCCAUCAAGAUAAGAAGUAAAGUCAUUCCUGACUUUUACCGUUGUAUCGAUAUUUUAUGAAUGCACGUAGUGAAAUAAAACAAUUUCAUAUUUGUGAAGAUUUACGUUUCAGGCGGCACGUAAUCUGGCCGAUGUCAUCAAAAGUGGAAAACGCGUAUUAUCGUCGCGGUGCCGCGCGAUAAUAAUUUAUUAUCGGAUAUAAACGUGAUUGAAGAAUAUACCAGUGAGCUCAGUUAUGAGAAGACAUCCCAGUGGAAUCAUGUUUAGCGGUCUAAUAGUGCUUACGUUGCUUUUACCUUCUAUUGUACAUAGCAAUUAUUUCGCAACGAACAAUGAUAAAAACGACCAGUGUUUUUGUAAGUUGAAGGGUUCUGUCGAUGACUGUAGCUGCAAUGUGGAUACAGUGGAUUACUUUAAUAAUAUGAAGAUUUAUCCAAGACUACAGAGCCUUCUAGUCAAAGAUUAUUUUCGUUUUUAUAAAGUAAAUUUGAAACAGAAGUGUCCCUUUUGGACUGAUGACAGCAAAUGUGCUAUGAGAUAUUGUCAUGUACAGCCAUGCCAAGAUGAAGACAUUCCUGAUGGUUUGAAAGGGGAUAAUAUGCUAAGAAACAUUCACUUUAAUGAGAGUCCUGUGGAUAAAUAUAAAGCCAGAGCUCAGUUUGAUGACUGCCUACGCAGAGCUCAAGAUCAUAAUAAAGAACUUGGUUAUUUGAAUACAACAAUUAGUACAGAAAAUUAUAAAGACUUUGAAUUGUGGAAACAAUAUGAUGAUGCUCAAGAUAACUUUUGUGUGAAAGAAUCUAGUCCUGGAGAAUAUGUGGACCUUUUGCUUAAUCCUGAAAGAUACACAGGUUACAAGGGACCUAGUGCACACAGAAUAUGGCACAAUAUUUAUAUGGAAAAUUGUUUUAGACCUGAAAAUUCACCUCAUAAUUUUAUUCAAUCUUCAAAAAUAAAUGGAAUGUGCUUAGAAAAAAGGGUUUUUUAUCGCGUUAUAUCAGGCCUUCAUGCUAGUAUCAAUAUACAUUUGUGUUCAAAGUAUUUACUAUCAUCGCAAGAUAAUUUAGGAAUAUUAUCUGCUACCCAGUGGGGACCCAAUUUACAAGAAUUUCAGAAAAGAUUUUCUCCAGAUAAAACUGGAGGUGAAGGUCCAAAUUGGUUAAAAAAUUUGUACUUUACUUAUUUACUUGAAUUAAGAGCUUUAGCUAAAGCAGCACCAUAUUUAGAAAGGGAAGAAUAUUAUACUGGUAACAAAGUACAAGAUACGGAUACUCGUCUGGCGAUAAAUGAUAUUUUAAAUGUCGUCAAAUCAUUUCCAGAACAUUUCAACGAAAGUGUAAUGUUUACUGGUGGAGCUGAGGCUCAGUUGUUAAAAGAACAAUUCAGACAGCAUUUUAGAAAUAUUUCUCGUAUUAUGGAUUGUGUAGGAUGUGACAAAUGCAAGCUAUGGGGAAAACUCCAAAUACAAGGCUUGGGUACAGCAUUAAAAAUUUUAUUCUCAGGAAAGUUUGAUAGAUGGAAGCCAACGUUACAUAAUUUUAGUAAGAAACAAUUUUUCUUGGAAAGAAGCGAAAUCGUUGCCCUUAUAAACGCAAUUGGGAGAUUAUCAGAGAGUAUCUUUGAGUUGGAUAAAUUUCGACAAAUGAUGAGAUAACAAAGUAACAAUGAGUAAUUAGAUGCUUAAGUUAUUACAGCAAUACACAUCACACAAAUUAACUGAUAUAAUUUUUAUUUAUAUAAUAAGUUUGUUAAAUGACCGAUUUAUAUUGGUUAUGUAUUAUUUUUAAAACUUAUAUCGGUUAUCAGAAUAGGUAUAAAGUCGCAAUAAAAAUUCUCUAACUGUUUAUUAUAAAAAUCAAUUUAAUUAUUGUUUUAUUAAAGACAAUUAUUACAAGAAAUCCAUUAAUAUUUUUAUAGUUCUAUUUUGAUUUACGUAUUCUACGUCAUUGGUUAAACGAGUAAGAUGUUGCAUGAUUCAUAGGUCGAAUUAUCGGUCUCAAAUGUUUUAAUAUUUUUUGAACCAUAAUCUAGAAAGAAAUUCCAACAUACAUAAUAAUUUUUUGCAUUCAAAUUUUAUUGCGAUUUUAAUAAUUUUGACUCCGUCUGUGAUAAACAGUUUGUCGUUGGAAAAGGUUAUACUCCUUAUACUAGUUUCGAAAAUAGCUUACGUACAAUUUCAGUUUUAUGCAAGUUCUACCAUUUUUUAGAAACUUAAUGAACCUCUUAUACUUGCAUCAGUACCACUUCCGUAAAUAGAUUAAAUUUGAAAAAUUGUAACUUAUUUUAAGUUAGUUUUCAUUUGAACUCUAGACAAUUUCAAAUGUAAUUGCUAAUAUUUUGUUGUUAAAACACAAUGUUAAUUGGGAAUAUUUUAAAGAAAAUUAAUUAUAAUGCGUUCUACUUAACGAGACAUUACACGUCAUAACAAUUACUCAGGGGUAAUCAGUUUUGUAUAAUAAUGGACAUGGGUGUAUAAUCUUUUAAAAAACCUUAUAUUCCACUUUUUAUAUUAUUGCUACAGUGAAUACGACGUAAAGUACGAUAUUAUUUUCCGAUAAAUUUACACACGAAAAGAAACGCCAGUGUAUCAUAUUUCUAUAUACUAUUUCAUAAUAAUUUAUAAAAUAUUUAAUACUGUUGUAUAUACGUGUAAACCUAAUUUAUUGACAAAUCGCCAAAUUGUACGAUUUAGAGAUUAUAAAAGAACCAUGCCUA